Molecule: messenger RNA, 3520 nt
Organism: Adelges cooleyi (spruce gall adelgid)
Lineage: Eukaryota; Metazoa; Arthropoda; Insecta; Hemiptera; Adelgidae
Gene: nwk
Product: protein nervous wreck
Exons: 19
Coding region: 106-3024 (972 amino acids)
Biological process (GO): regulation of actin filament polymerization; neuromuscular synaptic transmission
Cellular component (GO): neuromuscular junction; recycling endosome
Molecular function (GO): protein binding
Source: RefSeq, a predicted model, not a curated record
GUCGUCGUUGGGGUGGCGUUGCACGCCGUGUUCGAUCGGGUGGUGGCAGCUGAACAUUUUGUGUAAACGCGUGAGUGUCUCGUCGCUGUUACUUUCUCGAGCGAAAUGCAACCUCCACCUAGGAAAGGAAAUUAUGUGAAGUUUCUAAAAAACUUGCAUUCGGAACAAAUAGCGAAAUUACAUUUGAAAAAUCAAAAUGAAUGUGAUUUGCUUGAAGAUAUAAGGAGCUUUUUAAUAAAAAAAUCUGCAAUAGAAAAAUCGUAUUCCGAUGCCCUGCUCAAAAUAUCUGUAGCUUUUUUGAAUAAAAAAAUCGCUAAUAUACCUGAUAUAAAGACUGAAGGCAGUGAAGAAAAAUGGAAUAUGUGGAAUGUGUGGCGUACAGUGCUAGAAGAAAACGAAACAGCUGCAAAAGCACGUUUAGAAGCUAUCGAACUACUACAAAAUCAAAUAAACGACGAAGCAAAAACUUUGCGAGCGCACAAACUGCAAAUAGCUAAAAAGUGUACAGACCAUUUAACUCAAGUUCAAAAAGAGCUUCAUUCUUCUGUCCAAGAAGUUGACAAGACAAAAAAAUUCUACUUCGACGAAGAACAAAGUGCUCAUGAAGUGAGAGAUAAAGCUAAAGAUAUUGAAGAAAAAUUAAAAAAAAAAAAAGGUUCAUUUUUCCAAUCAAUUACGUCCUUGCAAAAAAAUAGUGCCAAAGUGUCUUCGAGAAGAGAAGUAUUGGAAGAAAAAUCGUCGGGUGCAAGGAACGAUUACUUACUUAGUUUGGCUGCAGCUAACGCUCAUCAAACACGUUAUUUCUUGGUUGAUCUUCAAAAUGUUAUGAAUACUAUGGAAAAUAAUGUGUAUGAAAAGGUGCAAGAAUAUUUAGCAUUGCUUAGUAAAAUUGAGCUACUAACGUGUACAGUUGUUCAUAACUCUUUCAAGAAAGUUAGAGACCAAGCACAACAAUUAAGUCGAGAAUAUAAUAUGCAAUGUGUAUACCUUUUUUAUCCGGUUUUAAAACAACAUGUACAAUAUCAAUUUGAAGCAUGUGAUGGCGAUACAAUAGAUCAUAUAACCGCGGACCAUGGAGGAGUUGUAACAAUUCUUAGCCAAGAAGCCAUAAGAUGGGCUACACGAAUUUUAAGAGAAACAAACAAUAUUAAAGAAAACACUAGAAAAUUACAGGUCUUCCAGGCACUCAGAGAAUCUGGUCAAAAGAAUGAUCCUAAUGAUCCUAAUGGAUCUGACUUAGAAACAAAAAUUGAAUCGUUAAAAAAUAGUAUCCGUAGAUCUGAAAUAGCUAAAGUAAAAGCGGAAGCUCGCAUAGAAUGUUUAAAGAAUGGCGAUGGAAAUGUUAAUGUGGAAGAAUGGCUGGCAGAUAUAGGUGAUAUAAGUGCUGAACUUCAGCGGUCGAAUAGUACAUCUUCCUUGCCGGCAGAAGGAAGCGCUACUAAUGCUAUGACGUCUGAUUAUGACAGUGAAGAUUAUGGAGAUGGUCCUUCUGAUAGCCCAGUACCGAUGGACCAACCACAGUCUUUGUCUCAGGAUGAGGAAGAGAGACCGGAUUCUGCGGAAAUGGAUAAAGAUUGGGCUCUCGUAGAACGAGAACGUCAACGUAUUGAACAGUUAACUGCGGGUUGGGAUGAUCCAACACAGGUGAACUGGGAAGAAACUGGUGAUUCUGAAGACAAGGCUACUUAUCCUCAGCAUACUCAAGAACCAGAAGGACCCGUUUACAAAAGUACUGCUUUGUAUAGCUACACGGCUCAACAUCCAGAUGAACUGACAAUAGUAGAAAACGAGCAACUUGAAGUGUUUAGUGUAGACAGUGACAAUUCUGGUUGGUCUAAAGCAAGAAAUUAUAAAGGAGAAGUAGGAUAUGUACCAUCUAAUUAUUUGGAUAUUGAACAAGAAACUUGUGAUCCAGAAACUCGCGAUACUCCUACCACUUACCAGCUUAGAUCACAAAUAAGUUUUUCAUCUGUGGACUAUAUGGUAAACGAUGCAACUACAAGUCAACCCUUACAGAGUCAGUCCGACGAAGAAAACGAAGCUGAAGAACAGUCUUCAGAGAAAAGUAUCACAACUGUAUGGGAGAAAAAAGAAGGAGGAAUUAUAGAAAUACCAUCGUAUUGUGUUGCACUAUUUGACUAUGACGCUAAUGAUCCUGAAGAAUUGGGCAUGAAGGAAGGAGAAAUUAUUAAAGUAGUGGACAAGACUACUCACGUAGAUGAUGGAUGGUGGGUCGGGGAAUUGGGUAGUAAAAUGGGACACUUCCCGUCAUGUUUGGUGAAAGAGUGUUAUGAAAACGGAGAACAUAUACCUACACCAACAUCCGAAAAUGGCGAUAGUGAUUUUUCGAACGAUGACCAUCCAGAAUUCGUUACAAAUGCUCCCCCGCCACCCCCACCGCCAACUGCAUUUACACCACCCGAAUUACUUUCCUCGUCUUUGUUUCCUACUCAAGUAAUUGUUACUCAGCCCACACCUAGUGGUGAACAUGGACCACAAGGAUUUAAUCCAGAAGCCGAAAUUUCAAUGAAAGCCAAUGAUUUUUCUAUGGAAUUGACUCAAAACCAACAAGAACAAUAUCAUACUCAGUUUUUCGGAGAUUUGGAAGAAAAUACACUGGUUAAUGUACCUGCGGUUCCUCAACUAUGUAUAGAAAAUGAAGAUGAUAAUAACUCUUCUGAACCCCCAGAUGCACCUCCACCGCCAGCACCCACUGCAGACGCGUUAGGCGUCGCUCAAAUUGUCAUUACAGCUGCAACACCUGUGGUUGAAGAACCCGAAAAGCCAUUUGGACAAGAAUCUACUACGACGGAAACUCAACCAGAAUCGGAAUCCGAACCGGAAGAAGAGCAUCAUAUGAGUGUCGACAGCGACUACUUUCCGGCUACAAUACCGGAGGAAUCUGAAGACGAACUCAAGAUGCUCGAGUCUGAUGAACCGUCUGACCAAGGUUUACCAUCACUACCGGAGCUUGAGCCUGGUCAAUUAGCGAAACUACACAAUCUUAAAGAGUCAAACGCCUAAGAGCUUUACCACUUUAACCUUAUUUUGAAUAAAUUGAAGACCUAUUGAUGUAGGUACCUAAAUAUUUUUCAAAUUGGUUUGUCAAUAGUCAUGUAUUAUUAUAAAUGUAUGAACUGUCAAAGUAUUAUUAUUCAACGUAGUAGCACUGAUAUGUACCUUCGUGUACAAGUGUUUUUAUAAUUUAUUGUACUAUACAAAAAUCAGAAUAAAUCGACCACGAUAAAAUUACCAUACUGAAUAUUGUAUCAAAUAUUUGUAUACAUUUAUAAUAAUGAUACAAUAGCAGGGAUUUUAAUUUUCAAACUAAACAAUAUUUAUAAAAAACAAUUUUUAAAUUAUCUUUGCGUAUAAAUCAUAUUCAAUAACAAGUUGUUUAAAUUUUUUAAAUAUUGUAGAUUCGACAUUUAUUUUCCAUGUUUUUAAUUUUUAAAAAUGUCUUAUUUAUAAACAUUUUCAUGUUGGUAGGUAUAGAACAGUAGAAAGUAUACAUUUAUAA